Selaginella moellendorffii is the source of this 496-nucleotide messenger RNA. RefSeq names its product 60S ribosomal protein L31. Gene Ontology annotation, molecular function: structural constituent of ribosome. Lineage: Eukaryota; Viridiplantae; Streptophyta; Lycopodiopsida; Selaginellales; Selaginellaceae. The record is from RefSeq and is a predicted model, not a curated record. Bases 53 to 415 code for a protein of 120 amino acids. Gene Ontology annotation, cellular component: cytosolic large ribosomal subunit; ribosome. Gene Ontology annotation, biological process: cytoplasmic translation. The transcript is spliced from 2 exons.
GAGUUUGCCCUAGAUCCGACGGCGGGAGUCUCUAGGGUUUACGAGGUGAGCGAUGGCCGACAAGAAGAACAGCCGCAGCAAGAAGGAGGUCGUGACGAGGGAGUACACCAUCAAUCUCCACAAGCGGAUCCAUGGCUGCACCUUCAAGAAGAUGGCUCCCCGGGCGGUGAAGGAGAUCAAGAAAUUCGCGCAAAAGGCCAUGGGAACCUCGGAUGUGAGGGUGGAUGUCAAGCUCAACAAGCACGUCUGGAGUAGAGGCAUCCGCAAUGUGCCGCGGAGGAUUCGCGUCCGGAUUGCUCGCAAGCGCAACGACGACGAGGACGCCAAGGAGGAGCUCUACAGCUACGUCACCGUGGCGGAGCUCCCGGCCGAGGGAUUCCGGAAGCUCGAGACCAAGACGGUGGAGGAGGAGUGAUUCUUUCUUCUCUUGCCCCAGAUCCUGGAAUACCAAAAUUUUCCCCUCUUUAAUUCUAGUGUUCUUCGUUCUCGAGCACAA